AUGAAUUUUAUUCUGAUUAUUAUCUUCAAAGCUGUGCUCAUCUGGUCAUUUGGCCCACAUGGCAACUAUAAUUGAGGAAUAAAGCCUAGUCACUUUUAUCUUAAACAUAAAAUUGACUACAAAAAAGCAAAUCCUUCCCUAUUUAGCUGAAUUACUCAGAAUAUUUGUUUCAGCGUUUGCACAAUACUAACCGAAGAUAAGGCAAAUUCGCUUGAAAUGAAUUUUUCAAGUGUUCAAGAUUUAGCAGCUACAAAUUUCUCAUACUCAAAUAUUUCUCCUCAAAAUUUGCUUAUUCCAAUCUAUCCUUCAUUUCGCGCUAAGCAAUCCCUGAUACUAUCUCCCAAUCAGGAAUUUUAUUUUGAUGGAGCUUCAAGCAUCAUAGAAAACCUAAAAUUUAAACUAUAUGAUUAUUUUAAGUGGGUUUUAUCAAUAAAUCCACUCUAUCGAGAAAAAGUUUCAAAUUCUCAUAUAUCGAAGUCAAACAUUUUUUCAGACUUUUAUAAUCCACCUUAUCAUUUAAUUGUGCUUUAUGCAUUUUUGAAUUUUUUUAUUUGUAAAAUUCUGGAUUUAGCAAAUAGAGAUGCCAGUCUCAAUUUUCAGCUAAUUACUAUAGCUGGUCUCAUAACACAAGUUUAUUGCGGCUCUUUCUAUUUCUCAUACCAAAACAUAUUAUUUUUGUCAUAUUGUCCUACAGGAUAUUUACAAAAUACAAGCACAUAUACCUGCGAUUUCAAUUUUCUUGUUACGCUUACCUUGACUUUAAAUAAUAAGAUUAUUCUCGACCAAGGAGGAGGGAUUUUGGUAGGAAAUUCGAUAAGUAAUACUUAUCCAAAUUAUGAUGCAAAUGAUCCUUAUCCAGCUGAAUCGAGAGGCUACUACUUUACAUCUAAUAGUUAUUUAGCAUCACCUCUUAUGCUUGCUCCAACAUUUUCAAUUGCUAUUUGGAUAAAAGCCCUAUCAGCAGGAGUAGUUCUAGUCAAACCUAUACCAGCAUACCAAUGGUCUUUAGAAAUUUUGCCCUCAGGAUAUCCUAUGCUUUCCCUACUUAUGUCAGAUUCUUCAACUACAAUUUCAGUAGCAGGAAGUUCUAAUGUUCUGGAUGGAUGAUUCUUUGUUUCAUUUGACGGACACAUUAAUACUGACGGGACCACAACAAUAAGCUCGUAUAUUGAUGGAUCAUUCUUACAAUCUUUCACAACAGCAACUGCAUUGUAUAUGCAAGACAGUACUUCAGGAAAUGCAUAUAUAGGACAUGAUAUCAUUGGAUUUACAGGCUUUAUUUGGAAAGCGAGAAUUUAUUGCUUAAAUAAUUAUUACUUAGAUGAAUGGCGAACAUCAGGAUGCACAUCAACCUGCACAAAAUGUUCAGCUGAUUUAAGUUGUCCAAGUGAUUGUCCACUAGACAAGUAUAUUGAUGGCUCAUCUUGUAAAGACUGUAAGACAAACUGUAAUAAAGGAUGCGUAAGUUCUGAUACCUGCAAUUUAUGUUUGACUAAAGAAUGUGCUACAUGUACAGCAUUCAUAGGGACAGGCUCAUGCUUGACUUGCAUUACGAAUGCUGUUAGUGAUGGAAAUGGAGGUUGCACUUGCGACGCAUAUGCAUUUUGGAUAUCUUUAACUGAAUCAUGUGAAAGAUGUGAUGUGCUUUGCCCGAAUUGCCUAAAAACAACUUAUUUUGAGUGCUCAGCUUGCUCAGGGAGCUAUCAAUUAGUUGGAAAUGUCUGUCUAAAUGGCUGCCCUUAUGGGUUUAGCGGGUCUUGCUUGCCUGUAACAACCCCUGUGAUAGAUAAGUCUUUCAAUGUAGAUUUUCAAGGCUUUUAUGGAGUUUUGACAACAGGAACCAGCUCAUCAUCUUUUCAGUUUUUUAACACUCCAGAAUCAGUUGACCCUAUUCCUGCCUAUAUGAGAGGCUUAUAUUUUGAUGGGAGUACUUAUCUUUUAUCAUCUAUAUCAAUACUCCUUUCUCAUAGCUUUUCUAUUGGAUUAUGGCUAUAUGUAACAGCGAGUGGGGAUAUAUUGGAAAAACAAACUCGGCUUAUUUUAUCAUCAUCAGGGGCUACAGCUAUUAUGGAAGAUCCUACCCAAGCCACAGCUUCUAGAGCUUUGUCUUCUGGCACAAUACUUAGUGAUUGGAAUUAUUUGUCAGUUACUUUUGCAUAUUCAUCUGGUAGUACAGCUAUCACAAUCUAUGUAAACAGUGUUGUAGCUUCAACCCUGCCAGUUUCAAAUUAUAUUUAUAGAGACCUUGCUUCCACAAACUUAAUGGUUGGCAAAAGCAGCUCGUCUGGGUUUAAAGGGUUUAUUAACUCCUUUCAGCUCUGAAAUGUACCAAUCAGCUCUUUUUCAAGCUAUAUUAAUGCUGUAUGUGGAUCAGGGCACGCUUGUUUAUGGUCUUGUGACUUGUCUCAUUUUUGAAGCGGAUCUUCUUAUAUAUCCUGCAAUUCAUGCAGCAAAGGCUGUGUAAGAGCCGGAAAUUGCAAUGUCUGUGAUGAUUUAUUAUGCUUAAUAUGCACUGGUUUUGGAUCAGGAAAAUGCACUCAAUGCGUUUCUAAUGCUAGUAUUAUAGGCACAAAUUGUCAAUGCAAUUCUGGAUAUUAUUGGAAUAAUAUUAAUGAAAGCUGUGCUCUAUGCGAUAUAUCAUGCAAAUCAUGCACAUCUGCUAAUUGGUAUGAUUGCUUGACGUGUUAUAAUGGAUUUUAUAUGGUUUUAGGAAUUUGCUCUUCAAGCUGUCCAUCAGGAUAUAAUUCUUCAUCUGCAGGUGUGUGUGUAUUUUCUCAAGAAAAAAUAUUUGAUUUAAAUUUGAAUACUCUGAAUGGUAUAGUGUAUGAUAAUGCAAGCUCAAUUCCAGUUAUAACUGGAUCAGCAAAACAAUUUUAUCCAGACUACGAAGCCGAUGACCCUAUUCCUGCUUACCUAAGAGGCUUCUAUUUUAAUGGAGAAUCUUCAAUUUUAAGGAUGCCAGAGUACUCAACCUAUACAUCGCCAAAACUUGUUAUAGCCCCUACCUUUACUAUUUCUAUAUGGCUUAACACUGAAACGUCCUAUUCUGCUAUAAUUUCAAAGCACGACAUUUCUGAAAAUUACUCAACGCUUUACUAUAUUUCUCUAAUAGCAGGCAAGCCAACAAUUUCUAUUCUAAUAAGCUCAUCUGCAUUUUUUUACACAUCCCAAGCAUCGCUUAAUAAUUAUGAAUGGAGCCAUAUUGUAUUUACUUUGAAAAUGAACAGUGGCUCUAAUAUAAUUUCAAGCUAUGCAAAUGGGUUAUUUGACUCUUCUACGACGACAGGAUAUGGAACUUUUAAUGAUGUAGGUCCUCAUACCACAACGACUAUAGGAGCUCAAAUUAGCUCUUCAGCAGUUUAUAAUUAUUAUCAAGGCUUUAUUUAUACUAUUCAGAUUUUUAAUGCACUAAAACCUAUAUCAAGCCUAUCGACUACAUCUUGUACUGAAAUAUGCAGUGUUUGUCCUAUCAGCCAAGUAUGCAUACCUAAUUGCAAAAUAAAAGAAUAUUGAAGUGGCCCAGCUUAUAAUAAAUGCUAUAAUUGUGAUAUUAAAUGUAAAAGCAGCUGCAGAGACUGACGAGAUACUUGCUCGCUUUGUGAUGAUUUAUUAUGUGAAUCCUGUAGUGAUUAUUCAAGCUGUGAAACUUGUAAAGAGCAUGCUAUUAACCCUGAUUCAUGCGCCUGUGAUGAAAACUAUAUACUUGAUGAUACCCAAAGUAAUAAAUGUAUUCCAAUUGAGUCGGGCGGAUUUAAAGGGGAAGAUGGACACUUUCAUAAAUGUCCAAAUUUAUGCUCAUCUUGUGAGUCUCUUACAAAAUGCACAGCUUGUUUAAGUAAUGCUAGUCUUAAAAGCAGCCUAUGCUAUUGCAAUUUAGGAUAUAAUGGGAUAAAUAGUUGUAUUUUAGUCUCUUUUUCAGCAAAGCUUACAGUUUUGGCUGAUAACUCUUUAUAUCUGAUUUUUUCUGAAAGUCUAGCCAAAAAUCUCUCUACUUCAGAUUUUGUUAUAAUAAUUGGAAAUCAAGGAGAAAUUUCAUCUAAAUUAGAAAAAAUGAAUGAAACAUGCUACUAUAUUUCUUUAGCAAUUACUGAGAAAAUUUCCCAAGGUACUUUAGCUAUUAUUCAAUUCUUAGAUUUAUCAAAAGUAAAAUCGGUAUCAAAUGGCAUCUUAAAUUCAUCAGAGAUUUCUGCAAGCUUAAACUCAUAUGAUCCAGAAUCAAAUUCGCCAAUUACUGAGUCAGUCUCAUCUCAAUCUAAAACAGCAUCUCAAACAACUGUAGCUAUAGUUGCUUCUAUGUCAAUUAUAAAUUCAAGUCCAAGCUCUUUAUGAUGCCUGAUGAACACUAUGCAAAUUCUGAGCUACAUGACUUUAUCAGGGAUCCCUUUUUCAAGCAAAAUGAGAUCAUUUUUGAAUAAUUUGAAUUCUUUUAAUUUAUUCCCUAACGUUUUCCCAUAUUUUAUAGAUAAAAGCAAAGGAAAUACUCCAUAUUAUCAAGCUGAAGAAUUUGGAUUUGACAAUGAUUUAAUCCUAAUAAAUCAAGGAAAUGAUUUUACAUUGCUAUUAGGCUCAAUUGCGGCUCUACCUUUAAUUUUAUAUUUUUCUCGAUGCUCUAAUAGAUGGAUAGGUAAUAAAUUUACAAAAAGAUUGGGAGAUUAUCAAUAUGCCUUUUAUUUUAGGUUUUGGAUUCAAUGCUAUCUUGAGUUAGGAGCAGCUGCAUGUAUUGGACUUACAAUUUUUGAAUUUAGCAAUAUUACACAAAUUGCAAAUUUUGCUUUGUGUUUAGGUCUUUGCAUAUUACUAAUAGCUACCCCAGGUGCAUAUUUUUGGUUUUCUUAUAAAAAUAAAGCCCGUAUCGAAACCCGUGAUAAAGCAUUUUUUGCCUCAUUUAGCACAUUUUUUUAUGAAUUUCGAACAGAUAAAACACUGAUAACAACCCAAUACUAUUUUCUAUUUUUUGCUAGAAGGCUAGUUUAUAUAAUAAACUUGGUUUAUUUGAGAGAUUAUCCACAAACCGAAGUGACUGUGAAUAUUGUUCUUUCCUUUUUAACUAUGAUGUACUUAGCUUUGUGCUGGCCCUUUGAAGAUCAAAUUUUACAAAUAGCCAACUUAGUGACUGAAAUAUUGAUUUUCUUAAUAAUGAGCGCUACAUCUGCUUAUUUAUUUAAUUUUGAGCAAGAAGUUAUAGAAGGGAUUGAGGAUUCUAUUAUCAUCAUUGUCCUAGUUAUUAUAGCAAUUCAAACAAUUUCUUCAAUAAUUAUUUUUUCUAAAACAUUAUACCAAGCUAUUAAAGAAAAACUUGUGAAGUCAGGAAUUGUCAAAGAAAACAAUAAUCCGCAAUGUAAUCGUAUUAGAAAAAUUCAAAUAUAA
This is a messenger RNA of Blepharisma stoltei, 5367 nucleotides long. The record is from the annotation of a GenBank genome assembly. Lineage: Eukaryota; Ciliophora; Heterotrichea; Heterotrichida; Blepharismidae.